This is a messenger RNA of Fusarium tjaetaba, 1746 nucleotides long. Its product is annotated as YTP1. The transcript is spliced from 5 exons. The record is from RefSeq and is a predicted model, not a curated record. NCBI's taxonomy places the organism in Eukaryota, Fungi, Ascomycota, Sordariomycetes, Hypocreales, Nectriaceae. The coding region runs from base 1 to 1746 and encodes 581 amino acids.
AUGAUUUAUACAAAAACGAUAUCGCCCGCAUCUGGCGCAUUGCUCCUAGCGCUUCUACCUGUGGUAAUUGCGCAUGGUGGUGGUGAAAGUAUGGACAUGGACAUGGGAAUGCAUGCCAGCAACACAACGACACAACCGCCCAACAGCGACGACUAUCCCAAUACAUACUUUGCGCAUACUGAACAUAUUGGAGUCAUAUACACACAUAUUGCAUUAAUGGUUCUUUCUUGGGUAUUUAUCCUACCAAUUGCCGUCAUGUUCUCACUGGCAAACUCUCGCUUUACACUACCGGCGCAGUUUAUUUUCUUAGCUACAAAUACUCUUGGAGUUCUGGUCGGCGUGAUAUAUAAUGCGCAGACCCCAGACUUGUACCCAAACAAUGCGCACCACAAGAUUGGCUGGAUUGUGACCUGGGUCGUUUGCGCCCAAGUCCUUGUAAGUGCCGUGGGCUGUAUCGCGGGUGCUCUAAGGGGCAAAGGAAAGACGCCGAGUAACGAGACACAUGCUUUUCUACCUGUCGCCACGCAAGAGGCCGACUACCCUUCACACAAUGGCUACCACAAUGACAGCCCCUACCGAAUCUCCAACGACAGUGGACGAGGAACCGAACCAAACACACCCUCGCUUCGAAGCGACUCGGCAUCCACGCUCAAUGGCAUGGAGUCGCCUGUCAACAAUCCCAGCAAGGAGUACGAAGACGAUGAUGGCGACCUAGAGGAAUUGUCACUGGCCUCUCCUGAACCUCAGGGAACCUUUGCUCGCCACGCCUCCAAGAUCGCUGCUUCGCGAGUAUGGAAGUAUCUGAACUUCGGCCGCUGCAUAGUCGAUCGUAUUAUCAUUCCCUUCGGCUUCAUUGCGCUUGCGACUGGCGUUGUCACCUUUGGUCGUUUCUUUGAGGGAGGCGGAAUUUUCAAUGGAUUGGCGCAUUGGAUCAAGGGCGGUGUUUUCUUCUGGCUAGGUAUCUUCACCCUCGGCCGCUGGACUGGCAGCUUUGGAGAGCUUGGCUGGGCAUGGAAUGUUCGACCAAGACAGGACUCCCAGAAGUGGCGCCCUUCCGCUGAGUUUGUCGAGAGCUUCUUGAUCUUCUUCUAUGGCGCUACCAAUAUCUUCAUGGAGCACCUCGGCGGUUGGGGAGGUGACUGGACCGCCCAGGACAUGGAGCACAUCUCCAUCACAGUUCUGUUCCUUGGAGGGGGCUUGUGCGGUAUGCUCAUCGAGUCGACACGUAUUCGCCAUCUUCUCAACACAACCGUGGACGAUGUUCAACCCAAGAGCCCUUACACGGUCGAAGAAGCAAACGAACCUGAAGCUCCCGACACAUACGAGUUCUCUCUCAACCCCAUACCGGCUUUGGUCAUCAUGCUGCUUGGACUCAUGAUGAGCUCCCACACACAACAUACCAUGAUGUCCAGCAUGGUUCAUAAGCAAUGGGGUGACCUCCUUCUAGGGGCUUCACUUGCUCGAGGUUUGACAUACCUCAUAAUGUACCUGAAGCCACCCAAGUCCAUUCUCCCAUCACGACCACCGACGGAACUCUUGGCUGCUUUCGGUUUGAUCGCUGGAGGUAUCAUCUUCAUGGCUAGUAGCACCGAUACUGUCGACGGAAUGAUCCACUACGAGCUCGACGCCAUGUUCAUGUACACUGUCACCAUGGGUCUGGUCGCCCUCCUGAUGGCUUGGGUCGUUAUCGUCCUCGCCAUCAAGGGUUGGGCUGUCCGACUAGAACGACGGCGCAAUUCGAAUUAG